Lathyrus sativus (Indian pea) is the source of this 297-nucleotide messenger RNA. The record is from the annotation of a GenBank genome assembly. NCBI's taxonomy places the organism in Eukaryota, Viridiplantae, Streptophyta, Magnoliopsida, Fabales, Fabaceae.
AUGGAUCCUUCUCUCGAAAAGGAAACUGAAGAAUUUUGGACAGCUAUAAUUAAGUUUAGUUGCAAAUUCUAUACCGACAUGAUGGUGGUUGAUAAAUUGAAAGAUAUAGAGGAGGAUUUAAUCCGCUUUUACAAAAAGUUUUUCCAAAUUUCCUCUACAAACUGUAGGCGCGUAAUGGUUGUACAUCAGAAUUCUGAUAGAGUAUAUGGGAAUGAAGACGGCGGUGAUGAUUCGAUUGAGGAUUAUGAUGAUUUGUAUGAGACUGUGAUGGAUCAUAAGAAGUGUAAAUGGUGGUGA